Molecule: messenger RNA, 282 nt
Organism: Guillardia theta CCMP2712
Lineage: Eukaryota; Cryptophyceae; Pyrenomonadales; Geminigeraceae
Exons: 1
Source: RefSeq, a predicted model, not a curated record
AUGGACGGGCAGGACGAGGAGAACCUUCUGUUGUGCGACGGUUGCAACAAAGGGUUCCAUAUCUUCUGCCAUCAACCUGCGCUUGAGGAGAUUCCGGAUGGGGAAUGGCUCUGCUCUAGCUGUGCCUUCGUGAGGAACAUCGAGUGUGAGGUCUGCAGGAGGAGGGACGGAGAAAACGAGCUGAUCUUGUGCGACCGCUGCGACAAGGGAUGGCACAUGAAGUGUCUCGAUCCUCCUCUCCGCUGCGUUCCGCAGGAAGAAUGGUUCUGUGAGGCAUGCAGC